This is a messenger RNA of Colletotrichum aenigma, 2418 nucleotides long. RefSeq lists its product as uncharacterized. The record is from RefSeq and is a predicted model, not a curated record. NCBI's taxonomy places the organism in Eukaryota, Fungi, Ascomycota, Sordariomycetes, Glomerellales, Glomerellaceae. The transcript has 3 exons. The coding region runs from base 1 to 2418 and encodes 805 amino acids.
AUGAAGUCAUUGCUAUACUGUGCCGCCCUGGGCGCCACAAUCUCGGUUGCCUCUGCAGCCCAGGUAGACUGGACAGUCGGCAUGCGCAUGCAUGCGUUCAUGACCAAAGCAACGCAAUGCCCCGAGACCUACGCCGACGCCGCCGCAAACUCGACAUACCUGCCGGUCUUCUCGACUGACAAGAACGUCGUCGCGGGCGCCGAGCAACCCGCAAACGCAGGGAAAUCAUUCUACUUCACAAACGGCUUCCACACCACAGCCGGAGAGCGCUGGGACUCGGCCACCCGCACCGGCAUCCAGAACGCCGAGCCCAUCGUCAAGCAGGGCCUCGACCGGUUGGCGGUCCCGGCCAACGCGGGCGACGCCAUCGGGUGGGCCGAGUCCGACGACGUGUCCGCCUUCUGCUUCUACGAAGCCGAGUCCGGCAGCGUCGUCCAGUCCAGCGAGGCGCGCACUGAGGACCGCGCGUCUACCAUCGCCGGCGCGGCGAUGCCCGCCGGCCCCGUGGACCUGAUCGAGCUCCCCGGGUGUAUGGCGGACGACGUCACCUACGCCCCGCGGAGCAUGGACUGCCUCGUCGCAAAGACCGCAAACACCGUCCCGUCCAACUGCAGCGCGACACCCCAGUCCCGGGAAUGCGUGCUGCACCUCUUCCCGGCCUUCUGCGGCGACCUGACCAAGACCGCGGGCCCCAACUCCACGCAAGUCGUCGCUGACGAUGCCAUCGAAGGUUGUUUGAGGCGUGUAAGCCAAGGCCCCUGCGUCGCGAACCCCGCGGGAGCCGCAUGCCUGCCAGGCCUGUUUCCUGGCAUCGUCUUCGCGACCGGGCCCCCGCCAUCCCAGUCCGCAUCCCAGCGCCUGCGCCGGAGCUAUCCGCGAACCUCCCUCCAUCGACGCCAUGAGCUCCUCCUCCACGGCCGCCAGAACGCCAGAGAUCCCCUCUUCGGAGACCCCAACGAGAGCUGGCUCCCGGCCGAGGACCAGUUCUGGGUCGGCUUCGCAAAGUCCAUCAUCAACUCGGCCGUCGACUUUGUGACGCACUUCGACGACGACUUGCGCGAGUUCCAGGUUACGCUCUGCCAUGGCAUGGUGGCCAUCGUCGACGCCCUCAAGGGCGACCUCGCGCCCCGCGUCAAGAAGGGAUGCGACACACUCUGGCGCCUCCACACCGGCGAGGCCGUCCCCAGCCUAAAGUACCAAGGCGACCUCGAGAAAGCCGGUGGAGUGACGGCCGAAGUGGUCCAGAUCCUGGCACCCGUCGCCGAUGCCGUCGAGGCUGCGAAGGCGCUCGGGGCCGGCAAGUAUCUGCCCGAUCUGCUGGGCAAGUUCGUCCCCAAAGCCGUUGAGGGCGGCCAGGUCUUGGAGGCCGCCAGCGCCGACGGAGGCAAAGCGGUGCGCAUCUACAAGAAGGGACCCAAGGGCGAUCCCGAGGUGUUCAAGACCACAAAAGAUGAGAAGGUCGCGCUCGAAGACAUCGAGAACAACGGCUUCCUCAACUGUGAAAAGAUUGCCCGCGGCGCCAGGAAGAAGCGCCAGGGCAGCCUGCUGGGAGACCUGUCGGACCUGGACCUGAGCUGCGACUUCUCCACGUUCGCAGACAACGUCGACGAGGGUCGAGCGAACUACGACAGCGACUCAGGCUCCGACUCGGAGUCUGACUCCGACUGGGAGUACGAGCCGCCGGCCGCGAUCCCGGCGCAUGUCAAGGCCGAGGGCCUGACCGCCGAGGAGUCCACGCUCCUCGCGGACCUCAAGAGCAAGUGGGACGGCUCCCGUACGGGCGAGCGGUACAUGCCCGACUUCGCCGACCCCGAUCUGCAGUCCUUCCGCACUCGCAUCGAGGCCACGACCGACGUCGCCGAGCGCAAGAAGGUCGUGCGCGACUUCGCCGCCAAGUACAAGCUCACGAGGUCCGAGAUAGGCGCCUUCAAGGCAUGGGCGGACCUCUACGAGAUCCACGACAGCGCGCUGAAAUCCGCGUCGGCCAAGAUCCCGCCGUUUAAGGGGCUGGUGCGACGGACCGCCGCGCUGGACGAUGCGACGAUGACCAUGCUCGCCGACUUCGAAAGUGGCAUCAUCAGCAAAGGAGACAAAGGGGUCUACGAGAUUCGCGACCUGGUCUCCAAUGUGCAGAGUCUGGGUCUGGGAAGCAGCGGUGAACCGCCUCGCAAGUUUCUGGCCUCGAGUGCGGGCCUGACUGAGAAGACGUGGUUUGGAGGAGACAAGAUGUUUGUCAUCCAGUCGGAGUCGGGCAUGUACAUUUCGCCGGGCGUCUUUGACGCCGACGAGCUGUAUGAAGUUGAUUUCCUUGACGGGGUGUCGGGCCGGAUGAAGCUGUUGGGCUAUGAUGGCACGACGGAGAACGGUGUCACUACGCCAACAGUGUUCUACUUCCAGAACUUGCCUCCAGUCUCUUAA